UGGAAAUUUCGGCAUAUUGUCGCAAGUGUGCAUUGCUCAAAAUGUAUUUUCAAUCAAUUUUGAGUUUGUGUCUAUCAUCGUGCAAAUUAUCGAUAGUCUGAAUUAUCGAUAAUUUGUCACAACUAAGAUGUGUUUGCGGUACCGUAUAAUUUGUACGGAAAUAAUAUUUCUCCGUGUUUAACAGGUUCAACAUAUGUCGACAUAUAUCAAAAUUGCAUCCGUUUUAGAAACAUGUCUUCAAAUUAUUUAAAUACUUCGGAUAGCGGUUCCACAGAUUUAAAUCUUAAUGCUGCCGAAAAAUUAGAAAAGCACUGCUUUGCAAGGUUUGAUGACAUAGAAAAAUCGCCUCAAGAUGUGCGAGAAUACCGUGGGCUUCAUUUACAAAAUGGAAUGAAAGUACUUUUAAUAAGUGACAUCAACACAGAUUUAUCUGCAGCUGCAUUAAGUGUACAAGUGGGGCAUAUGUCGGAUCCUGAUUAUCUACCAGGAUUAGCUCACUUUUGUGAGCAUAUGCUUUUCCUCGGCACUGAGAAGUAUCCUGAUGAAAACGGUUAUACGACAUAUCUGUCUCAAAAUGGUGGAAGUAGUAAUGCGGCCACAUAUUCGUUAAUGACGAAAUAUCAUUUUAAUGUUGCCCCAGAUAAGUUGGAUGGUGCUUUAGAUCGGUUUGCACAAUUUUUUAUAGCACCACUUUUUACGUCAAGCGCUACUGAUCGUGAAAUUAAUGCGGUUAAUUCCGAGUACGAAAAAAAUUUAUCCAGCGAUCUUUGGCGUGUUAAACAAGUACACCAUCACUUAGCGAAACGCAGUCACCCGUAUAGCAAGUUUGGAAGUGGCAACAAAUCAACGUUAUGUGACAUUCCAAAAUCAAAAAAUAUUAAUGUACGUGAUGAACUUUUGAGUUUUCAUAAAAAAUGGUAUUCUGCUAAUAUUAUGUACUUGUCCGUUAUUGGAAAAGAAUCCUUAAAUGAAUUGGAAGAAAUGGUUGUAGGAAAAUUUUUGGAGAUUGAAAAUAAAAACGUUGUUUUACCAGAUUGGUCACGGCACCCAUACGACGAUGAGAAAUACGGUCUCAAAGUUAUGAUAUUGCCCAUUAAAGAUGUACGCUCAUUAACCAUAAGUUUUACAACAGAUGACUUAACUAAAUUUUAUAAAUCAGCGCCGGAUAGUUAUUUAACUCACUUAAUUGGUCAUGAAGGAAAAGGAAGUUUAUUAGCAGAAUUACGUAAAUUGGGUUGGUGUAAUGACUUACUUGCCGGAUGUCAAAAUAUAUUGAAUGCUUUUGGAUUUUUUGAUAUUGUUGUAAACUUGACCCAGGAGGGUAUGAAUCAUAUAGACGAUGUUAUUAACAUCAUUUUUCAGUAUAUACAAUUAUUGCGACAAGAGGAACCAAAAAAAUGGAUUUUUGAUGAGUGCUGUAAUAUUAAUGAAAUGCGAUUUCGUUUCAAAGAUAAAGAACAACCUGAUACUUUAGUUCAAAAUGCAGUAACAGCAAUGCAGAUUUAUCCAUUAGAACAAGUACUAUCCGCUCCAUAUUUGACAAAAGAAUGGAGACCAGACUUGAUAAUUGAUCUAUUAACGGAAUUAGUGCCUUCCAAAUGCCGCAUUAUAUUAGUUUCACAAAGCUUUCAAGAAGUUACUACUGAGACAGAACCUUAUUUUAAAACGAAUUAUGGAACAGAGAAAAUUAAUGCUGAAACAAUAAAAGAAUGGGAAAACUGUUUGUUAAACAAAAAUUUGGCUUUGCCUCUUCCAAAUGCUUUUAUUCCAGACAACUUUGAGAUUGUGCCUCUAGAUACAGACUUUUGUAAGCAUCCUAUAAUUAUACUGGAUACACCUAUUUUACGAGUUUGGCACAAACAAGAUGAUCAAUAUCUUAAACCAAAGGCAUGUAUGGCAUUUGAUUUUUCUAACCCGAUAGCAUACGUGGAUCCCUUAAACUGUAACUUGAAUCAGUUAAUGGUAGAGCUUUUAAAAGACCAAUUAAGUGAAUACUUAUACGAUGCAGUAUUAGCAGGCUUAAAGCUGCAGCUUACACCUAAGUCUACAGGCAUUGAAUUUGCUAUAAGUGGUUAUAACGACAAACAAGUUGUAUUGCUCGAAAAGUUACUUGAUCAUUUAUUUGACUUUGAUGUCAAUGAAAAACGUUUCGAAAUUAUUAAAGAGGAAUAUACCCGAACUUUGAAAAACUUCAAAGCUGAGCAGCCGUUUCAACACUCCAUUUAUUAUUUGGCUUUAAUUUUAACAGAAAAUGCUUGGUCGAAUAAUGAGCUCUUGGAUGCUUUGGAAUUGGUAACGCAUGAACGUGUUCUAAAUUAUGCUAAGAAAUUUUUUGAUCGUUUACAUACAGAAUGUUUUAUAUAUGGCAAUGUAACCAAACAACAUGCGUCAAAUAUAUCUGUAAUUGUAAACAAGAAAUUGGAGAGCACAAAUUCCAAACUUCUGCCCUUAUUAGCACGUCAGAUGCUUAAAAAACGUGAAUACAAAUUGUUUAAUGGUGACAGUUAUUUAUUUGAAAAUGAUCAUAAAUAUCACAAAUGUUCGUGUGUUCAACUAUAUUUUCAAUGUGGGGCACAAAGUGACAAGAUGAAUAUUAUGGUUAACUUAGUAUCACAAAUAUUAACAGAGCCAUGCUAUGAUUGCUUGCGAACUAAGGAGCAACUUGGUUACAUAGUUUUGAGUAGUAAUCGAAAAGUAAACGGAGCAGUUGGAUUAAGAAUUAUAGUGCAAUCAACGAAACAUCCAUCUUUCGUCGAAGAUCGGAUAGAGAACUUUUUGGAAAAUUUUUUGAAAUCAAUUGAAAAUAUGUCUAUAGAAGAAUUUGAACGUCAUAAAGAUGCUUUAGCCGUAAAAAAAUUAGAAAAACCGAAAACCAUAUUUCAGCAGUAUAAAAAAUUUUUGAAUGAAAUAGCCUUAGCACAAUAUCACUUUGAGCGGAAUGAAGCAGAAGUCAUAAUAUUGCGUAAAAUAGGUAGAGAAGAAUUCGUACAAUUUUUUAAGAACUGCAUUUCUCGGAAUGGCAUGGAAAGGCGAGUACUUUCUGUACAUAUAAUCUCGCAGCAAUUUGGAGUAGACAUUGAAACUGCUGAAGAUAAACUUAUUACGAAUAUGGAUCAUCAUACUAAAAUAACCGAUCUUGCGCAAUUUAAGUCUAGCAAAGAACUUUAUUCGAUUGCUUUGCCGUAUUUGGAUAUUAAGGCAAAAGGUGCACGUAGUAAAUUGUAAUUCAUCACAAACAUGAUAAAUAUCUGAUUUACAUAUUUGUUUGAAUCAUUUGUAUAUUUUAAAAAUUAAUUUAAAUAAACUUUUAUUGAUUUUUAAUUAUAAAUAUAAAGUGAUCUG
Messenger RNA from Teleopsis dalmanni, 3342 nucleotides. RefSeq names its product insulin-degrading enzyme (gene Ide). Gene Ontology annotation, biological process: peptide catabolic process. Gene Ontology annotation, cellular component: mitochondrion; cytosol. Lineage: Eukaryota; Metazoa; Arthropoda; Insecta; Diptera; Diopsidae. The record is from RefSeq and is a predicted model, not a curated record. The transcript has 18 exons. Gene Ontology annotation, molecular function: metal ion binding; metalloendopeptidase activity. The coding region runs from base 232 to 3225 and encodes 997 amino acids.